Molecule: messenger RNA, 2025 nt
Organism: Epithele typhae
Lineage: Eukaryota; Fungi; Basidiomycota; Agaricomycetes; Polyporales; Epitheliaceae
Product: glycoside hydrolase family 79 protein
Exons: 10
Coding region: 1-2025 (674 amino acids)
Source: RefSeq, a predicted model, not a curated record
AUGCGUCCACAUCUCUUGGUGUCAGUCCUCGCAAGCUGCCUCCUCUCUUCCUCGACGGUGCUCGCGGAGGUCACGGUGUACGGCUUCGCCGGCCCAACAACCAUUCAACUCGGAGGCACGACGACCACGACUGCGGUGCCCACUACGUCCUUCGUCACGGCCAACGGGCCUCCGCCGCAGUUCACCGGAGCCGCCGCAUACAACCAGGUCUAUCUCGCGCCUCCUGCAGUCCCUGAUACCGCGCCCGCCAAUGCAUUCUCCGUGGACGUCGCUCUGGAAGCCGCGGACGUCCCUGGUUUGUCCAUCAUGCUCAAUGGGACCUUCUUCGGGUUUUCGAUCGAGAUGUCUGUCGUGAACCAGCUGAUUGGCUCUAGCCCCGUCGUGUUACAGCCAAUCUUUCUGAACUUCAUGAGCCUCAUCGCGGAACGCGCCGGAGCAGUUCAUGUGCGAGUAGGCGGCAACACACAAGAGACCGCUUACAUGGUUGAUUCACUUCCUAACGGCAAGUUCCUACUCAAAGACAAGAAUGACGCGAACAACCCAACGUAUACCCCAACUAUUGCGAUCACUCCUGACCUGAUCUAUAUGCUUGGAAACGCGUCGAGCUUCCUUCCGCUGAAGUGGUACCUCGGUAUUCCGUUCAACGACACGAAUUGGCGCUUCAACAUAGCCGAAGUCGCCGAGGCUGUUCUGGGAGAUUCGCUGUUGGGUUUCCAAGCCAGCAACGAGCCUGAUUUCUAUGUCAAGCACAACCAUCGACCUGAGGGCUGGGGGCCUACUGACUUCUUCAAAGAGUUCGGCACCAUGACCGAAGCUUGGAAUGCAGACAUGCUUGUGCCCGUCAAGAACAACCUCAUCGCCCCAAGUGUCUCAGGAGGAUGGACGCUUCAAGACGUGUGGGAUACCGGUUUCUUCGACGCUUACGCGGACGUUUUGUCCAUGGUCUCUGUCGAGCAUUAUCCGAACGACAACUGUGCAGCCAUGUACCCGCAGUACGGGUACGAGCCGAAAGAUCCGCUGGCGGAGCUUCCAAAGUACUUGUCCCACAAGGCGGCCACGAACCUGUUGGCGCCCUACGUCGCUCCAUCAGCACUUUGCCAGCAAUAUGGGAAGCCGCUGAUCAUGUUCGAGACAAACACGGCUUCCUGCGGAGGCUUCCCGGGAAUCAGUGACGCGUUCGUCGCUUCUCUGUGGGGCAUCGACUACGCCAUGCAGCUCGCGUUCGGAAACUUCAGUUCAAUGCUCUUCCACUUCGGUGGCCAGGAUGUUGCCUACAACCCCUUCACAGCGUCACCGACCAACGUAUCGGCUUUCCGGGACUGGACUGUGGGACCUAUCUUCUACUCUGCGAUCGCCGUCACGGAGGCUCUGGGAAAAACUGGCACCGCGCAAGUUGUCGACCUCUCGUCAGACAUCGACGGCGACACGGCGGCCGUGUACGCGGUCUACGAGCAGGGAAAGCUCGCGCGGGCGGUUCUGAUCAACUACUUGACGGAUCCCAGUGGCGCGCACGACUACACCGCGACGUUUGCUAUGGAUGGGGACGUACCCGCUUCGGUCACGGUCAAGUAUCUGGUCGCUCCUUCGGUGGCAGAGAAGGACAAUAUCACUUGGGCUGGUCAGACUCUCGGCGGACGCUACAACGCUGACGGACGUUGGCAUGGCGAUCUCGACAUCCACGCCGUGCAAUGUGACGUGGAGACGAGCUCCUGCAAGAUCAAAGUGCCCGCGCCAGGCGACUGCUGGAUCUUUGCUCCCGCGACUUUCUCGACGUCUGUGGUAACGAAGACGCUGAACACGCUCACCGUCGACCCGGCGGUGCUCGCUACGUCCAACGGGGAGAGCGGCAAGAGUCGACGGCUUCAUCACGGGAAGACCAGCAGCGGCGUGGACAUCAAUCGCGCGACGAAGCCGGGUGCUCCUGGGUCUCGGGACUACUCGCUGUGCUCUCUGCGACGACGGUCUUUCUUGGUGUCUUGUGGUGACCUUCUGGUGCUAGGGCGAGGGCUCAUGGGGUUGAUAUAA